Molecule: messenger RNA, 1780 nt
Organism: Tribolium castaneum (red flour beetle)
Lineage: Eukaryota; Metazoa; Arthropoda; Insecta; Coleoptera; Tenebrionidae
Exons: 2
Coding region: 35-790 (251 amino acids)
Source: RefSeq, a predicted model, not a curated record
UGAAGACCACAAACGAGCAACUUUCUUCAAUUCAAUGUUCGAUGUUUUCAUGAUUUGUACAGGGGGUGGCGUCUCAAAGCUCCCCCAUUGGCUGUCCUUCCGCAUUUUGUUGUCUUUUUUCCUCCUGUUUUGUCUAAGUUUGGACUCGAUUUAUCUCGGCAAUUUGAGUAAUAUUUUCGCCCAGAGCUCGUACGACGUCAAAGUCAAUAACUGGGCGACAGCUGGCGCUGUCAAAAUCGUGCUUUACGUCGACUGGCUUUCCGAAAGACAUCUACUCCUAGUUUACGUCACUUCGCGGUACAAAGCCGCCGCCAAAGCUCGUCUUUUUGUCACAAAUCACUCGCAAACUUAUCUCAUGAACCACACAGCUUUGACCAAACAAAACGGUACUUUCCUCUUCAAGAGCGUGCUCGAGGCGUACCCUUCGGAGGAGUCGCUCCUGUUCCAUUUUAGGGUCGUUACGGAUUACCUCACCUUCUUGGUGGCUUUUUACAUGAAUAAGAACAUUCCGUUUGUUAAAUGGUUCAAUGAUAUAAGGAGGAGUAAUAUUAGACCGGAGAUUCUGCCAGAAGAAGAGAAGAAAAUGGUGGUUUUGAAGUUGGCACAUUUUGAAGAAAGUUUCCGGGUUCUGCUGGGAGGGUACGCUCUUGGUGUGAUUGCACUUUUUUUGGAGUUUGUGUUCUUGAAGUUGGAAAAGACUGGAGUUGUACAAGCUGUUACAAAUAAUAUUGUGUUUCUGGUGGGGCUUUUAAAGCCACCGGAGAAAGUUUUCAAAGAACGGAUUGCGUAAUUUAGGAUAAUAAAGGCAAGGUAGGUCUGCUAAAAAUAUAUUUUGCUGCAUCUCAAAAACUAUUACAUAAUUAUAACUUUUUUCUCUAUAAUUUAUAAUUAUUUAUUAAACUAAUUUGUUAGUAGCGUUUAAUAGUCGGUACUGUUUAAAGCACGACCGAACGAUGGCGAAUGAGUACCUCAAAUAGUUCUUUUAUUGUGCCGUAUAACUUUCUUAUACCCUAAUACUAUUUGUUUACACAUUUAUGACUAAAUUUUUAGUCGUGAUAGCAUAAAUAACAAAGGGAAAAAGCUCACUCCCACUCGCAAAUCAUCGUAAAGUGACCCAUAAUCUAAGUAUUACUUAAAUAAAUGAAUUUCACUCAUCAAAAAUUAAUAAUAAAAAUAAAUAAAAAAAAUAAAAAACUUUAAAUUAAAUAAAAAUUUAUAACUUGAAAAAUAUUAAAAAUUGGACGAUUUUCUCGACGCCAGUCUCUUCCCCAGAUCAUUUCACAUAGAUUUACAUCAAAAUAGUUCCACUUUUUCGAAAAGUUUUGACGUAAUCGACGUUUGAAAAGUGAGUUUGAAAAUUUUUCAGCAUGUUUUUGAUAUUCAUAUUUUACUAAGCAAACUGCAUAUCAUUAGAAGAAAGCUUAUAUAAUUAUUUUUGUAAUUUUUGUAAAAAUUCCAGAAACAUGUCGAUUUUUGAUUUUUUUGCACAUCAUUUGGUGCAUGCGGUUUUUGUUUAUCUGUUUUCAAAAAUGCACAGCCACCUCUAACCUUUUUUUUUUCAAAUGAAACUGUAUGUCACUCUUUGUUUUCUGAAUAUUUUCAAAGCCUACGCGAUAAAAAAAUGAAAACCAAUUUUUAUAAAUUGAAAUUAGGAAAAUCACACAAGAAAUGUUGCAAAAUGUUAGAAAUUCAUGCUACUAUCGUAAUGUUAUUUCCCAGGAGAGGAACGGUGCCCAUUUUGAACAAUUGUUGCAUUAAAUAAUGUUCAACUUAUAAAAUU